GAAGAAACGCCCAUAUGUGAAUGUUGUAGAUGUAGGCUAUAUAUAAGUGCUCCUCAUCCAUUCAGAACGCUUCGUGUCAGAGUGGAUCCGGUUCAGUCUUCAAGUGAACAUGACGCUCAGUCAGGAGCAGGUGUCCUUCAUAGGCCUGGCCUUUGAGACGUACGUGAUGGAGCACCACAAGAAUGACAUCCUGCAGAUCUUCCAGGAGGCCAGUGAAGAUGCUCACUAUCCCGUUGUAGUGAACGCCAUGACGUUAUUCGAGGACAAUAUGGAGGUUGGAGAGUGUUUCAAUGCGCUCCCCAGCCAGGUGCUGCCUAUAUUUGAGAAUGCCCUGCACAGAGUAGCCCAGGCUAUAUCUUCUUCUUCUUCCUCGCUGCAGCAGAGUUUCAGACUCAAACACAAUCUGCAUGUUCGUAUAUCAGGUUUACCUAUGUGUCCCGAGCUGACCAGAGAUCACAUUCCUAAAGCUAGAGACGUGGGUCACUUCCUGUCGGUGACCGGCACGGUGAUCCGCACCAGUGUGACCAAAGUGCUGGAGUACGAGAGAGACUACAUGUGCAGUAAAUGCAGGCACGUGUUCUCCGUGCAGGCUUCUUUUGAGCAGUUUUACACCUUCGCUCCACCCAGGAGCUGCCCCGGUGAGGAAGGGUGUAAUUCUUUCAAAUUCACCUGCCUGUCUGGAAGUGACGCCCCUCCGGCCGCCUGCAAGGACUACCAGGAGAUUAAAAUCCAAGAGCAGGUACAGAAACUGUCUGUGGGCAGUAUCCCUCGAUCUAUGCUCAUCAUCCUGGAGGACGAUCUUGUGGACAGCUGCAAAUCAGGUGAUGACAUCACAGUGUAUGGAGUCGUGUGUCAGCGCUGGAAGCCGAUGUUUCUGGAUUCCCGCUGUGAUGUGGAGGUCGUGCUGAAAGCGAACUACAUCGAGGUCAACAAUGAGCAGUCCACCACAGCACUGGUGCUGGAAGACAUUCAGAAGGAGAUUAAAGAUUUCUGGGACAGUCACAAACAUGACCCCAUUGCUGGCAGGAACGAGAUCUUGAUGAGUCUGUGCCCUCAGGUGUUCGGUAUGUACGUCGUCAAGCUGGCUGUUGCUAUGGUUUUGGCAGGUGGGGUGCAGAGAAUAGAUGCUUCUGGAACCAAGGUGAGAGGAGAGUCUCAUCUGUUGCUCGUGGGCGAUCCAGGCACUGGGAAGUCACAGUUUCUGAAGUACGCUGCUAAGAUUACACCACGCUCUGUGCUCACUGCAGGAAUCGGAUCUACUAAUGCAGGUCUGACAGUGGCGGCUGUUAAGGACUCUGGAGAGUGGCAUCUGGAGGCGGGAGCCCUUGUUCUCUCUGACGGAGGCCUGUGCUGCAUCGAUGAAUUCAACAGCAUCAAAGAGCACGACCGCACCAGCAUCCACGAGGCCAUGGAGCAGCAAACCAUCAGCGUGGCCAAAGCAGGAAUGGUGUGCAAACUGGACACAAGGACCACCAUCCUGGCAGCUACUAACCCAAAGGGCCAGUAUGACCCUAAUGUGUCGGUGUCUGUGAACGUGGCCCUCGCCAGCCCCCUCCUGAGCCGCUUCGACCUCGUACUGGUUCUGCUGGAUACUAAAAACCCGGAAUGGGACAAAAUAAUCUCCUCCUUCAUCCUGCAGAAUAAAGGGGCGCCGAGCGAGUCUUCGUGUUUAUGGAGCAUGGAGAAGAUGAGGGCCUAUUUCUGCCUGAUCAAGACUCUUAAGCCUCGCGUAACGCGGGAAGCAAACGCCAUCCUGAGCCGCUACUAUCAGCUGCAGAGACGGAGCGACAGCCGCAACGCCGCCCGGACGACCAUCCGCAUGCUGGAGAGUCUCAGCCGCCUCGCCGAGGCUCACGCCAGGCUGAUGUUCAGAGAGACCGUAACGGUAGAGGACGCUGUUGUGGUGGUGUCCGUUAUGGAGUGCUCCAUGCAGGGAGGCGCUCUGCUUGGAAAUGUGAAUGCCCUGCACACGUCUUUUCCUGACGAGCCGUGCGAACAGUAUAAAUCACAGUGUGAGAUCGUGCUCGAGAGGCUGGGGUUGGCUGAUAUCCUACAGAAAGAACUGCAAAGGCUUUCGAGGCUAAAUAACAGAAGACCGGACUCUCCUAAAGGGACUGAACCUUCUAGGGAGCACGCCAGCAAGCACCCAGCCGGUCAGAAUCCCAGGAACGGUGAGGUGACGGCCGAUUCAGACCCCAGCCUGAACUGGUUCCACUCCUUGUCCAGCUCCGUCACUACCUCCACACAGAACGACGCCACCUCUCUGGGCGGCCCUGCGGUGUUGCCUAGCAACAGCCGUUCCGUACACGGCGAGGUUUCUGUGUGGGAGAAGGAUGAGGAUCCGUCCGAGGCUGAGGCUGUUGUGGAAAAGGGCUCCAAACAGCUCAGAGCCAAACGGUUGAAAGAGAUGAAAGCAUCCCUCCCGCCGAGCGAGGAACGGCUUUCAGGAGAGACGGACGGCGAUUUGGGGGAGAUAUUCUCCCACAGUACACCCAAAACGGGGAAGAAACCCUCAAAAAGAAAACACACUGCCGUCAGUCCUCCUCCUGACAUCAGAGCCGAGAGCGGAGAGGGUUUACGCAAACUCACGAACUUCACGUUCAAGCCCAGAGAGAGAAUGACUCGAGCUCAUCAGUCGUCAGAGAAAGCCCCUCGUCCAGCAGAGGGCAGCAGAGCUAGUAAGAAACCCGGGCUAGGGACGAACGAUAAAACCAAAGACGUUUCCUCUCAGGUCUUGAAUGGUCAGAAAGGGACGCCUGAGGACACCGAACAGCUGCUGUCCAGACUCGCUCCGGGCAGCGUCGAUAAACACCCGCAAUCCCCACCAAGGACGGACCACCCAAAGGCCAAGGUGGCCAGUUCGACUCUGGCCAGGCUUUCUAGAUUCUCUUUUACGGGAAAGACGGUCCCAGGUACAGACGAAGGCCGGGAGAACGCAAGCACGCAGAGCGGGGAUAACAGAACCGCAGUGCGCUCGGCCAACGAGAGGACGGAGAACCGAGACGGACAGGAAGAAGCCCGAGGGAACACUACAAAGAAGAGGAGAUGUUUUGAGUUGGGCUCCGGAGGCCCCGCGGGAUUCCUCAAAGGCCUUUCUCUGUUCAGCUCAUCUGUCAUAGACGAUGAAGAUCUAGAUGCUGACUGGAACUGAUGCAGCAGACGUCAUGUAUAUUAGCAGUAUAUGUAUUUUUUGCUUUUAGAUGCAGUGUGAUUCGUUUUAAUGGCUGAACGGAUUCGGUCUCUAUUUGCACUUUUUUUUGUUUAGUAAACGCAAACCAGUACUUACGUUUUCAUGUUUGUUGGGGGUUUUCUUUAGCAAAUAUAGUUACAUUCACACAUGCAUUCAUUUAGUUUUUAACAUGCAAGGUUACAUAACUCACAAAAGGUUUUUGUUUUUGUUUUGUUUAUGAAAGCCUGACAACAAAUAAAAAAUUCAAAAGGUAGUUGGGAGUUUUGUCUCCCAAUAUCUAUAUUUAUAUCAUAAUUUUAUAUCUGAC
Molecule: messenger RNA, 3497 nt
Organism: Puntigrus tetrazona (Sumatra barb)
Lineage: Eukaryota; Metazoa; Chordata; Actinopteri; Cypriniformes; Cyprinidae
Gene: mcm9
Product: minichromosome maintenance 9 homologous recombination repair factor
Exons: 13
Coding region: 110-3151 (1013 amino acids)
Biological process (GO): double-strand break repair via homologous recombination
Cellular component (GO): MCM complex; nucleus
Molecular function (GO): single-stranded DNA helicase activity; ATP binding; single-stranded DNA binding
Source: RefSeq, a predicted model, not a curated record